Molecule: messenger RNA, 1584 nt
Organism: Daucus carota subsp. sativus
Lineage: Eukaryota; Viridiplantae; Streptophyta; Magnoliopsida; Apiales; Apiaceae
Product: protein GAMETE CELL DEFECTIVE 1, mitochondrial
Exons: 4
Coding region: 121-1221 (366 amino acids)
Source: RefSeq, a predicted model, not a curated record
AGUCACGAGUGUAGAUGAAAGCGUUGGGUAAUUCUAACUCUCCACUCCAUUUCGAAAUCAGCCACCUGUAACGCCGAGAUCCCCAAAACCCUAAAAACCCUAACACUGGGAUUCUUGAAAAUGCGAUUUCUUAGCCGUUUGUUACUCCACAGCCCGCUCAAAUCCACCGCCGCCGCCACUCACCUCCCCUCUACUUUCCGGCUCUUCUCAUCCGCCGGCGGCGGCGGCGGCGACGACUUUUGGAACGACGCGACGCCGUCAAACUGGACUAUGGGACUCACCAAAGAGCACUUCGACGGUGAGGCCGUCGGCCGUAAAAUCGAUACUCCGGAAGAACCUCCUUCGCAGCCUUCGCAGCCGCAGCAAACUCCGCCGCGGCCGCAACAAUCUCCAUCGCAGCCGCGACCGAAGGCCGGCCCCACCGCGACGACGCAGUUCGCGAAUGCGCAAUGGACGGAGAAGGAGAUUGAUCUGAUGAGGGAUAUCGAAACGGCGAAUAAGAAAGGGAAGGCUUUUGUGGACGGCUGGGGAGAGAGGUUAAAGGAAAUGAGUGUGCUGCUGAAGCAAGUGAGGGAGCCAGGUGCGCGAGGCUCGUAUUUGAAGGACUCCGAGAAGGCGGAGAUGUAUAAGCUGCAUAAGGAGAAUCCGGAGGUGUAUACAGUGGAGAAAUUGGCUAAGGAUUAUCGGAUUAUGAGGCAACGUGUGCACGCGAUUUUGUGGCUCAAGCAGGAUGAGGAGGAAAUGGAGAAGAAACUUGGUUAUCCGUUGGAUGAUUCCGUGGAGUUGCUGCUUGAUACUUGUCCUGAGUUUUUCUCUUCUAGCGACAGAGAAUUUCAUGUUGCUUCCCUUCCUUACAAGCCAGAUUUCAAGAUCAUGCCUGAGGGAUGGGAUGGCACUACUAGGGAUCCAGAUGAGGUUCACUACGAGAUUUCCAUGAAGGAGGAUGAAAUGCUAUAUCAGGAGUUUGUUCAAAGAAUGAACUUCAACAAAAUGAAGAUGGCUAAGCAAAUCAAAUGCCACAAAUACAGUCGAAGACGUCCGAAUGAUGGGUGGAACUUCACUAUUGAAAAGAUGGGGCCUCGUGGAAAGCGUGGAAAUGGCGGUGGCUGGAAGUUUGUUAGUCUAGCAGAUGGGUCAAGUCGACCUCUCAAUGAAUUGGAGAAGAUGUUCGUUAAGAGGGAGACUCCUCGCAGGCGGAGAAAACUCAUUGAAAAGGAUUAAAAUGGUACCUAGUUCACAGAUAUUGAUGGAACUCUCCUCCACCUAGCCACCUGGUUUUUUCAAGACAGCAACAUCUGCCUCUUGUGAUUUAUUCUCAGUUUCUUUUGUUUAGAUUUUGUAGAAUGUCCAUUGGUCAGUGAAGGGCUCGGGGACCUGGAAGUUGCAACUGGGAUUUUGAAGGAGGACCUGGAAGUUGCAAUCUAUCUAUAAUAUUGACCACUCUUUAUCUGUUGUUUUUGAAUGUAAAUUUAAACAAUUAACUCAACUAUUCAGUACUGUGUAAACUUAUAUUUGUUUCUUUUGCUAAUAAUCGAAAUGAUUAUUUCGGUUCAGCAGUAUAACUGAAUAAACAUUAGUUUGGUA